AUGCAACACAGGCAAUCUGUCAAGAGUGGAAUGCCUCUUGGGGAGUACUUUCUAUGGAAAAUUGGCUUCUAUUUAGGUGUUAGAUACCACGAUGGUAGAAGUUAUUCAGGAAAGAUUCAAUCUUCUGCUGGAGGAGUUGGAAGGAAUAUUGCCGACUGUUUAUCUAGAUUAGGGAAAGAUCCUUUACUUAUAUCUACUAUUGGUGACGAUAGAAAUGGAAAAACAAUUGUGAAUCAAAAUACAAACAUGGAUGUCCAAGGAAUAAGAGUGCUUUCGAGUGUACCAUCAGCUGUUUAUUGUGCUAUUUUGAAUGUAAAUGGACAAUGUUUAUUUGGAAUCAAAGAUAUGAAAGCUCAUGAUUUCAUCGACAUGUCACACAUUCUUAAGUAUAAACGUUCGAUUUUGGAAUCUCCUUUAAUUGUAUUGGACGGAAACGUUCCCCAAAAUGAAAUUUGUCAAGUUUUGCAAUUAUGUCGAAUGUAUAAUAAACCAGUUUGGUACGAACCAACUGAUAUUGUUCAAGCUAAAAAACCUUUUUUGACAGAAGAUUGGAAGUCUUUAACCUAUUCAUCUCCCAAUUAUAACGAGUUGAGAAUGAUGUACAGUUGUGUUUCUGGAAAGGAUUUAAAAUCGCUAGAAUCAGAAGAAAUUGAAAGAAUCCCGUUGGAAACAAUAAUAAAAUGUUGCAUUCAACUAAGUGAACCUCUUAUGCAUUAUCUACACACUUUAAUAGUGACUUUGGGAGCCAAAGGUGUUCUUGUUGUAACAAAAUCCACUAAUGAUGAAAAAUUUCCUAUUUGGAAUAUUAGAAAAUCUAAGGUUAAACCAAGCGUUACUCAUUUUCCUUCAGAAAAAUGUCUUUCUGUUGUAAGUGUUUCUGGAGCUGGUGAUUGGUGAGUAAUACAACUAAAUUCGACUUACUGUUUUAUAUGAAAGUAGCCAAUUUAUAUACAGGGUUCCUAUUCAAAUUUUUGUUUUAAAUUUCA
Messenger RNA from Centruroides sculpturatus (bark scorpion), 986 nucleotides. RefSeq lists its product as uncharacterized. Gene Ontology annotation, molecular function: kinase activity. NCBI's taxonomy places the organism in Eukaryota, Metazoa, Arthropoda, Arachnida, Scorpiones, Buthidae. The record is from RefSeq and is a predicted model, not a curated record. The transcript is spliced from 7 exons. The coding region runs from base 1 to 897 and encodes 298 amino acids.